GAGGGGGGCGGUUCUGCAUCUCCCUCAGUCGUCCUCUGUGUGUCACAGCGGGUCCGGCAUCCUUCUGCUGCUGACUGUCUGACACACCUCUUAACCCCCUUAAAACGCUUAAAUUCUCCCUUAAAACCCGAACUAACAGCCUAAAGACACAGCCGCCGCCAUGCCGAAGCCCCUGACGGACCAGGAGAAGAGGAAGCAGAUCUCGGUGCGCGGCCUGGCUGGGGUGGAAAACGUCGCCGACCUCAAGACCAAUUUCAACCGCCACCUGCACUUCACCCUGGUAAAGGACCGCAAUGUGGCCACCAAGCGGGACUACUACUUCGCCCUGGCGCACACGGUCCGCGACCACCUGGUGGGCAGAUGGAUCCGGACGCAGCAGCACUACUACGAGACCGACCCCAAACGUGUAUACUACCUCUCUCUGGAGUUCUAUAUGGGCCGCACUCUGCAGAACACUAUGGUGAAUCUGGCCCUGGAGAAUGCAUGCGAUGAAGCCACCUACCAGCUGGGUUUGGAUAUGGAGGAGCUGCAGGACAUCGAGGAGGAUGCUGGACUGGGAAAUGGAGGCCUGGGCCGUUUGGCAGCUUGCUUCCUUGACUCUAUGGCAUCUCUGGGCCUGGCAGCAUAUGGGUAUGGCAUUCGUUAUGAGUUCGGAAUCUUCAACCAGAAAAUUGUGAAUGGCUGGCAGAUAGAGGAGGCAGAUGAUUGGCUGCGCUAUGGCAACCCAUGGGAGAAGGCCCGGCCUGAGUACAUGCGCCCUGUGCACUUCUAUGGUCGUGUUGAGCAUCAUCCUGAUGGAGUAAAAUGGGUGGACACACAGGUGGUGUUGGCUUUGCCAUAUGAUACCCCGGUGCCUGGAUACAGGAACAACAUCGUGAACACCAUGAGACUGUGGUCUGCUAAGGCCCCCUGUGAAUUUAACCUCAAAGACUUUAAUGUUGGUGGCUACAUCCAGGCUGUGUUGGACAGAAAUCUGGCUGAGAAUAUCUCUCGCGUGCUUUACCCUAAUGACAAUUUCUUUGAGGGGAAAGAGCUGCGUCUGAAACAGGAGUAUUUUGUGGUGGCUGCAACUCUUCAAGACAUUAUCCGACGUUUCAAAGCCUCCAAGUUCGGCUCGACGGAGGUGGUACGCAUGGACCUGGACAAGUUACCUGACAAGGUGGCUAUCCAGCUGAAUGACACACAUCCGGCCAUGGCCAUCCCAGAGCUGAUGAGGAUUCUGUUGGAUGAGGAGAAACUGACCUGGGAGAAGGCGUGGGACAUCACAGUGCGUACUUGUGCCUACACGAACCACACAGUGCUGCCAGAGGCUCUGGAGCGCUGGCCUGUUGACCUGUUCCAAAACCUCCUGCCCCGCCACCUGGAGAUCAUCUAUGAGAUCAACCGGCGCCACCUGGAGCGUAUCUCCUCUCUGUACCCUGGUGACAGUGACCGUAUGAGGCGCAUGUCUCUGAUUGAGGAAGGAGGGCAGAAAAAGAUCAAUAUGGCUCACCUCUGCAUCGUCGGCUCUCAUGCUGUGAACGGAGUGGCCCGCAUCCACUCUGAUAUCAUCAAAAACACAGUGUUUAAGGACUUUUAUGAAGUGGACCCCCAGAAGUUCCAGAAUAAGACCAAUGGCAUCACCCCUCGCCGCUGGCUGGUCAUGUGCAACCCAGGCCUAGCUGAGGUCAUCGCUGAUAGGAUUGGUGAGGACUACAUCCGUGAUCUGGGUCAGCUGAAGAAACUCCUGAAGUUUGUGGACGAUGAUGCCUUCAUCCGAGAUGUUGCCAAGAUCAAACAGGAGAAUAAGAUGAAGUUUGCUGUGCAUUUGGAAGAGCAUUACAAGGUCAAAAUCAACCCCAACUCCAUGUUUGACAUUCAAGUAAAGAGGAUCCACGAGUACAAGAGGCAGCUGCUGAAUUGCCUGCACAUCAUCACCUUCUACAACCGAAUCAAGAAGGAGCCCAACAAAGCCUGGACCCCCAGGACAAUCAUGAUUGGAGGAAAGGCUGCCCCUGGAUACCACAUGGCUAAGAUGAUCAUCAGACUCAUCACAGCUAUUGGAGAGAUAGUGAACAACGACCCAGUAGUGGGAGACCGCCUUAAAGUCAUCUUCUUGGAGAACUACCGCGUAACGCUGGCUGAGAAAGCCGUCCCUGCUGCCGACCUUUCUGAGCAGAUCUCCACUGCAGGAACAGAAGCUUCUGGAACUGGAAAUAUGAAGUUCAUGCUGAAUGGCGCUCUGACAAUUGGCACCAUGGAUGGAGCCAACGUGGAGAUGGCAGAAGAGGCUGGAGAGAAUAACCUCUUUAUCUUUGGCAUGAGAGUGGACGAUGUUGAGGCCAUGGAUAAGAAGGGGUACGAUGCUCAUGAAUACUACAACCGUAUUCCAGAGCUGAAGCAGGCCAUUGAUCAGAUUUCUGGAGGAUUCUUCAGCCCCGGUCAGCCAGAUCAAUUCAAGGACGUCGUCAACAUGCUAAUGAAUCACGACAGGUUCAAAGUGUUUGCUGACUAUGAAGACUACAUCAAAUGUCAGGAGAAAGUCAGUGCACUGUACAAGAACUCCAAGGAAUGGACCAAGAUGGUGAUCCACAACAUAGCCGGGUGUGGCAAGUUCUCCAGUGACCGUACCAUCUCCCAGUAUGCCCGCGAGAUCUGGGGCGUGGAACCAAGUUUGGAGAAGAUUGGUGCCCCAGAUGACCCUCGCUAAACAAGGGUCUAGCCAGCAUGCAGGAGCUCCAUAUGCUAGAGCCAUUCUCACAUUCAGUUCAUUUCUCCCUUGUGAAGAUGUGUCGCUCAUUGGUGGUUCUGUUAAUGUUCGAUUAUGUAAGAAUUGUCCCUCUAGGGGGCAGCCAAGGUACCUCACACCACCUGGUUCACUCAAAAUUAAUGUUCUGCUCUCUGUGGUGUGUUUAAACAUAUAUUUGUGUGUCUAUGUGUGUGUGGGAAUGGCGUUUUUUGCUCAUGCUAACUGGUACAGCCCUAAUGAACCAAACCCGUCUCAUGCCAGGUUCACAGGUUCACUACACAGCUUUCAGAGUUGUCUGUAUUUCACACUCAAAUCACAAGAUGUGAUGAUAUUAAAGCUGCUAGAUAUUUUUGGGGGACUUGGGAGGCAUCAGCAAGUCAGCAGUCAACACCAAACAAACGCUAGUUUGCCUUCAUCCUGAGACGUUUGUCAGCAAUCUCCAAAACCAGUUUGAGACUUGAGAAUUGGGGCUAAAAUGUGAAUCAUGAACCUGGCAUAAGAAGAUGAACCAAAAUCCCUGUUUACCAACAGUUUUACUCAUACAUCAAAGUACAGGUAGAAAGCCAGUUUUUUAGUGUGAUAUGCUGUGUUGUAAUGUUACCUAUGUCUUCCUAUUAAGAACAACAGAAACAGAGAAAGUUGGCCAGUUAUGAAGAACUAAGAUUGACAAAUACAUACUCAUACACUGUGAUAAGAGGUCUAGCACUGAAGGUUUACUAUUAUCAGUCUCUCAUAUCCGUCCACAUUAAUGAUUGCUACAGGCAUGGACUCACUUUGUUGUGCGUGUUUUAAUGUGUUUAUGACAUUUGAUUUUUUUACAGACUAUGUUUUUCCACGAGUAUUGAUGUUGCAAACAGUAUCAACCUGUUGUGUCUCUCAACUAAUCCACGUCCUAAGAUACUGUCUUCUCUCCUCCACCUCCUCUACAAUUACAAAUGCUGCCUUAGUGUGUGUGAGCGUGCAAGCAUGCAGGUUUGUGUGUGCUUGCGUAUGUGUGUUCAAAUGUGAGAGAGCUUGUUGAUCACCAUCAGCAACUUCCUCCCAUUCUUCCUGGUUCUCAGGAAAACGUGGUCCAGAUAGUCACACACACCCAGUAAACGGCUAUUAAUCUGACCCUCUCUCCGAUAGACUAAUGCAUUCACAGUCAAGUAAGUUAUAGCUAAAAUAGCAGAGAUAUAACUGCAGAGGUUGCUUAAAGUGUGUGUGGAGAAGUGUUACCGCUGAAGUGUGAAGUGUGUAGUGUUAUACACUGUCUGUAGAUGCUGAGUCAAGAUUGACCAAAAGAUCACUGUAGUUGAAAUAUAUUAAUAUUAUUUAGAACAGAUUAGUAAAGAGAGUUAUACUAAGCUAUAUGAAAUACAGCUGUAGGCCUCAGUGGUGGCCCCUCAGAUCUAUAAAUCAGUUCUAUGAAUGUUACUGUUAUGUGUGUGUGGUUGCUGACCAGUACCACAGCACAGUCUGACUGCUCUAAUUGAACACCAAUGAAUAAAUAAAUAAAGAUUAUAAAAUAUAUCCAUAUUA
Messenger RNA from Astyanax mexicanus (Mexican tetra), 4249 nucleotides. RefSeq names its product phosphorylase, glycogen, muscle b (gene pygmb). Gene Ontology annotation, biological process: glycogen catabolic process. The record is from RefSeq and is a predicted model, not a curated record. Bases 161 to 2689 code for a protein of 842 amino acids. Gene Ontology annotation, molecular function: glycogen phosphorylase activity; pyridoxal phosphate binding. The transcript has 20 exons. Lineage: Eukaryota; Metazoa; Chordata; Actinopteri; Characiformes; Acestrorhamphidae. Gene Ontology annotation, cellular component: cytoplasm.